ACUACUCUAUCGGCACCCUUGCCGAAAAAUGCCGACGCUAAGUGACGGAGCUCCAACUAAUAACACGAAGCUUAGAAUCCCAAAAAUUAUAUCCUUCAAUUGAGCAACACCAAAAAAUGCCAUUGAUCGAUCCCAUCACCAUGUCCGGAAUUAGCCCUGUAUCUGGAGAUACCUCCUCCAAACCUAGAUCAUUUCCCGUCGAAUUCCUUCCUUCCAAUAUAGCUCGUAUUGUCACUCACGUCCAGCCAGCUAUCCUUCUAUCGGCAUAUUAUUUUCGAUUCUCUGCGUUGGUCGCAGAUCCAAUACACACACUUUUACAUUCAUUAUUACCUGUCGCUUUAUUGCAGGUAGUUUAUGCAGUAGCAUGUUUACCAGCUGCUGGAUCAAAUAUGGCGAAGAAAUUGAAGCCUGGAGAGAAAAGGAAGGGUGUGGAGGGCGGAGAGGUCAAUCAUAAAAUAUUCGUAUGUUCAUCCAUUUGAAUUUUUCCUCCUAUGCGAGGUAUCUCUCAUGUAAAUGAAUUAUUGCUAAUACUUUUCUCGGAUAGACAACUAUAUUCGCCCUCAUCCUAACGGCCACCACAAUCCCCGCUAUCACCGCCCUCCAAAUCCUCUUCGGCGCUCCCUUUACCACACAUAUGGAACAUACACUUCUUUCCUCCGCGCAUAUCUCUCUCCUCGCACUCUUUCCCCUCUUCUAUAUCCACGGCGUGGAUUCUGUUAGAUGGCUCGAAAUAGCUUCGUUAUAUGCACCGGUGGAUGAAGUGUUUGGUGCAGCGCUUGGAUGUGCAUUAGGUGCUUGGUUGGGCGCGGUACCCAUCCCGCUGGAUUGGGAUAGAGAGUGGCAGAAAUGGCCGGUUACGGUUAUUACGGGUGCGUUUGGUGGGUAUGUGGUUGGGAAGUUUGUGGGGGGUUUGUCUGGGGUGAGGGGAAAGAGGAUUGAGUUGGAGUAGAGGGCGUUGUUAUGCUGCGUGUAUGGUUUAAUUUGGUAUGAGGGGAUGCGGCGCUUGGAAUUUGCAAGAUGUAUAGAGAGGUUUUGGAUCUUGUCGCAUUUAUAUGGGCGUAUGGAAUAGAAAAGAAAAGUAAAGGAAUGAAGGUUUGAAAUUUGAUGUCUUCUUA
This is a messenger RNA of Sclerotinia trifoliorum, 1115 nucleotides long. The record is from the annotation of a GenBank genome assembly. NCBI's taxonomy places the organism in Eukaryota, Fungi, Ascomycota, Leotiomycetes, Helotiales, Sclerotiniaceae.